Molecule: messenger RNA, 4355 nt
Organism: Cydia amplana
Lineage: Eukaryota; Metazoa; Arthropoda; Insecta; Lepidoptera; Tortricidae
Exons: 32
Coding region: 9-4349 (1446 amino acids)
Source: RefSeq, a predicted model, not a curated record
GUAACACAAUGGAGAACGUAGUGGAAUAUGAGAAGGAGUGCGUGUGUCGGAGCGGCGGCACGCUCGAUGUGCUGAAGGAGGUGCAGCGAGCGUACGAAGUCAGACUAGAGUUGGUGGAGAGGGUCGGGGGAGUGGACACAGUGCAGACGUGUGUUAUUAUGCAGAUGCAGGCGCGAGUGUUGCGGUCGUGGGUGAGCGACCUGGUGGCACAGAACGCGCUCCUGGUGCGGGCGGUUGAGGAGUUAGAGCGAGAAACCACGAGCCGGGCCGAGACCGAGCGGCGGAGGCACGCUGAGAGCUACAAUGGCACGGAAAGACAGAAUAAGAACCUCGAGUUGUCAUUAGUCAAAGAAUCGCUACAGAACGAAGUAACAGCGAAAGACAGGGAGAUGAAACGUUUGAAGAAGGAGCUGCAGCAGCACGAGCAGCCCGCGGCGGCGGCGGCGGCGGCGGCCGGGGCGAGGGGAGGGGGAACGCCCAAUGUUCAAAUGAAAGAUGCCGAGGUGAUGGCUGGCAUGUGCUGCACGGGAGCCGAGUGCGGCGACCUGGUGCCGGUGCAGGACAUCGAGGAGCUGGUGCGCGAGGAGGCCGACAAGUAUCGCGAGCGCAUUCGCAACAUGGAGAUCAGCCUGCAGUCGAGCGGCGUGAAGCUGCGCGCCGUGCACAAGCUCAACCUCGGGCUGAUCGAGGAGCUGAGCUCGCUGCGGCGGCUGGUCGUGGCCAUCGACGUGGAGCGCCGAGAUGCCCGGGUGAAGCUCGAUCUGCAGAGGACCAUCGUGAAGCAGAUGGUGCGACAGCUGCUCGGGAUCGAGGAGCUGAGCUCGCUGCGGCGGCCGGUCGUGGCCAUCGACGUGGAGCGCCGCGUUGACGGGGUCAAGCUCGCCUUUCAGAGGACCAUCGUGAAGCAGAUGGUGCGACAUCUGCGUCAGGCAACAGCUCAGUUGAAGAAGAAAGAGCUCGACUACUCCAUCAAGUCGGACUUCGUGAGCGGAGACAACUUCGGCCAACCGAUGUCGCUCGCGUCGCUCCCCGCGCCCUGCACCCGGCAGCCGCGGCCGCGGCGGCGCGCCGUGCCCCCUCCCCCUCCCGCCGGCGACCCGCGCCCCCGCACCGACCAGCUCGACUCCAGCGGAGACUUUCGCCCCUUUCACGAGGACAUGCUGUCACGAAAGUCUAACUACCAAGAAAAAGAGACAGGUGGCCAUCAUCAGAGGGAGCAGGGAGUACAGAGACCUGAGAGGGCUGACAGAAGCCAAAGCGAUGAGAUGUUCGAGGUGGAGAUUGCUGCUCCUAUACCAGGUACCAGCACUAUGCGAGAUAACUUCGAUGUGGCGGACAGGUCAUGCGAAACCUUAGAUGAUGCUCGAAGAAUAGGGAUGAAGUUGCAGAAUAAUGAGCCCGUGCAGUCGUGUGAUGAGUACGUGUGCGUGUUUAUGUUGAUUGUUGUGAUGAUGACGAUGAUGUUCAAUGGGCUGGUGUGUGUGGAUUCAGACAAUAGUGACUUUACUAAAGACAGCGGCGGCGGCGGGUCGAGCUGCGCGGGCGCCUGCGAGCGCUACUACCGCGACAAGCUCAUCGCCACCCUACAGAUUUUGGAGAACAAGGAGGAGACGAUUCGCGUGCAGGGCUGCAGCCUGGGCGUCGCGGAGGGCCGCAUCGCCGAGCUGACCGCGCGCGCGCGCCAGCUGCGCCGGGAGCUGGACCACAAGGCGCAGGAGUUGAGCCAGCUGCGGCAGGUCGCAGAGAGCUGCCGGCCGGACAAGAGCGAUGUAAGCAUCGGCGCCGAAAUUAAGGGUGUGGAGGGGCAGAGGCGGCUGGUGCAGACCCUGGAAGACAACCUGGCGGUCGUCACCGACCUGUACCGCGAAUGUUUUUACGAAGCGGCCAAGCAAGAAGAGCUGAUAGACAUGCUCAGGAAGUCGUAUUUGGACGUCCGGUUGAUGGAGAAGGCCAAGACGGACAAAAUCACGAAGCUGCAUAAUAUUAUCAACACGCAGAAGAGGUCCAUCGAACAAUGCCAAGACGUGGUGCUGGAGGUGGAGAGCCUCAAGUCAGAGAUCUCCAGCUUCCUGAACAGCUCCAACAACGACUCGGGCAUGUGGGAGCGAGGGUCGGAGAGCCCAGAUGUCGGGGAGGAGCUCGCAGACAUCCUGGACCAGCUGCGGCAGCUGCAACACAUGCUUACUGUAUGUUCGUGUGUCUGUGUGCUGUGUGUGUGUUAUUGUAGGGCAUGUGGGGCGAGGGUCGGAGAGCCCAGGUGUCGGGGAGGAGCUCGCAGACAUCCUGGACCAGCUGCGGCAGCUGCAACACAUGCUUACUGUAUGUUCGUGUGUCUGUGGCAUGUGGGGCGAGGGUCGGAGAGCCCAGAUGUCGGGGAGGAGCUCGCAGACAUCCUGGACCAGCUGCGGCAGCUGCAACACAUGCUUACUGGCAUGUGGGGCGAGGGUCGGAGAGCCCAGGUGUCGGGGAGGAGCUCGCAGACAUCCUGGACCAGCUGCGGCAGCUGCAACACAUGCUUACUGUAUGUUCGUGUGUCUGUGUGCUGUGUGUGUGUUAUUGUAGGGCAUGUGGGGCGAGGGUCGGAGAGCCCAGGUGUCGGGGAGGAGCUCGCAGACAUCCUGGACCAGCUGCGGCAGCUGCAACACAUGCUUACUGGCAUGUGGGGCGAGGGUCGGAGAGCCCAGGUGUCGGGGAGGAGCUCGCAGACAUCCUGGACCAGCUGCGGCAGCUGCAACACAUGCUUACUGUAUGUUCGUGUGUCUGUGUGCUGUGUGUGUGUUAUUGUAGGGCAUGUGGGGCGAGGGUCGGAGAGCCCAGGUGUCGGGGAGGAGCUCGCAGACAUCCUGGACCAGCUGCGGCAGCUGCAACACAUGCUUACUGGCAUGUGGGGCGAGGGUCGGAGAGCCCAGAUGUCGGGGAGGAGCUCGCAGACAUCCUGGACCAGCUGCGGCAGCUGCAACACAUGCUUACUGUAUGUUCGUGUGUCUGUGUGCUGUGUGUGUGUUAUUGUAGGGCAUGUGGGGCGAGGGUCGGAGAGCCCAGGUGUCGGGGAGGAGCUCGCAGACAUCCUGGACCAGCUGCGGCAGCUGCAACACAUGCUUACUGGCAUGUGGGGCGAGGGUCGGAGAGCCCAGAUGUCGGGGAGGAGCUCGCAGACAUCCUGGACCAGCUGCGGCAGCUGCAACACAUGCUUACUGUAUGUUCGUGUGUCUGUGUGCUGUGUGUGUGUUAUUGUAGGGCAUGUGGGGCGAGGGUCGGAGAGCCCGGGUGUCGGGGAGGAGCUCGCAGACAUCCUGGACCAGCUGCGGCAGCUGCAACACAUGCUUACUACUGAUUGUACGUGCGGUCUACAGGAAGAAAACUCGUCGUUGAAAGAAAGAAACAUAACUUUAGAGGCUGAGCUAGAGCAAGUUAGGCAAAGAAAUAAAGAGCUGGAGGAGUCCUUGCGGCAUAUACUGAGUCAACGGCGUGAAGAACAAAUAAAAGAAAAGGAACAAGAGACUGAGGAAGCGGUGAAGAAGUUGGCCGAGGUGGAAAAUACUUGUAAAGAACGAGGCGAAGCUUGCGAGACCCUCAAGAGGCAGUUACAACAGGCACGAGUAUUGCUGGAUGAUAAGACAGCAGAGCUGGUGGAGGCACAGACGACGAGCGCCGCGAAGGACGUUACCAUCAGGGGCCUCCAACAAAACCUAGAGCACUCUGAGAAACUUGUCCAAGAGGGAUUGAAGAAAUUAUCGGAAGUAGGUCAGUCGCGGUCGGAGUUACUGCUGGAGAGUCAGGCCAGGAUCUCGGAGCUGGAGCGGCGGCUGAAGCUGUCCGCGCGGCGCUGCGGGGACCUGGAGGCCGGGCGCAGAGAGCGGGAGCGCUCAACGUUAGAACUACAAGCGUGUCUAGAGGAAGCACACGCUAGAGGAGCGAGGCUAUGUGAAGAGUCGCGGCGCGUGACUGCCGGCAUCCGGCAGUGGAUGAGGGAGAAGAAACAACAGACCAGAGAACAACAAGACAAAAUUAAAAUGCAGAAAUUUCGAAUUCGGGAAUUGGAACGUUGUGUUCGAACGCGACAAAACAACAAUCUCACGAGCCAGAGCGACACAGAACCAAGUAGCAGCGUAUCACAAUGUGAAAGCGGGACGUAUCGCCGCGGACUCAGGCCUAUGUGUAGGAGCGAGAUAAACGCGCCUAGCGGCUCCCUAGCGGGCUGUGUAGCGCGGGACGAGACAGCAAGUUGUUCCAAGUGCGUGUCGAAUAGGCAACAGGAGAGUGGAAGCGAGAUGGCAAGCUGUUCACGGGCUCCCGUGCCGCCGAUAAGAAAGAAGAGGCAGCAGUCUUGCAAUGACCUUGUAAGAUGAUUUUGA